Messenger RNA from Lepus europaeus (European hare), 1938 nucleotides. RefSeq names its product F-box DNA helicase 1-like. The transcript has 13 exons. Gene Ontology annotation, molecular function: ATP binding; DNA binding; 3'-5' DNA helicase activity. The record is from RefSeq and is a predicted model, not a curated record. Lineage: Eukaryota; Metazoa; Chordata; Mammalia; Lagomorpha; Leporidae. Gene Ontology annotation, cellular component: nucleus. Gene Ontology annotation, biological process: replication fork processing; double-strand break repair via homologous recombination. The annotation marks the transcript as partial.
AUGGAAGAGUGUCAGACUGAAAACCUGUGUGGUACAAACCAAGAAGCCCCUGCUAAACCACCUCAGCUCCUUGCUGGUUAUUCUUCUUUGAGCUCACCCCAUGUGUCCUUUGGUGCCAUCAGGACCCGGAUCCACUACAACAUUUUCUAUUGCCUAUAUCUUCAGGAAAAUUCCUGUGCUUAGACCACAAGAGGUAAAGAGGAGCCAUCUGUUUUGCCAGGCAAGAAAACAACCAUCCAGCUUACACAUGAACAACAACUGAUUCUGAAUCAUAAGAUGGAACCUCUCCAGGUGGUAAAAAUCAUGGCCUUUGCAGGCACGGGGAAGACCUCUACCCUUGUCAAGUAUGCAGAGAAGUGGUCUGAGAGCAAGUUUCUCUAUGUGACAUUCAACAAGAGCAUUGCAAAACAAGCUGAACGUGUCUUCCCCAGCAAUGUCAUCUGCAAAACCUUUCAUUCCAUGGCCUACGGACACGUUGGACGGAAAUACCAGUUGAAGAAGAAGUUGAAUCUAUUCAAGUUAACACCCUUCAUGGUCAAUUCUGUUCUUGCUGAAGGGAAAGGUGGAUUCAUAAGGGCCAAGCUAGUGUGUAAGACUUUAGAAAACUUCUUUGCCUCGGCUGAUGAAGAGCUGACCAUCGAUCAUGUGCCUAUUUGGUGUAAGAACAACCAAGGACAAAGAGUCAUGGUGGAACAGAGUGAGAAACUGAAUGGUGUCCUUGAAGCAAGCCGACUCUGGGACAACAUGCGGAAGCUAGGGGAAUGCAGAGAGGAGGCUUACCAAAUGACUCAUGAUGGCUAUUUGAAACUCUGGCAGCUGAGCAAGCCUUGGCUUGCCUCUUUUGAUGCCAUCUUUGUGGAUGAGGCCCAGGACUGUACCCCAGCUAUCAUGAAUAUAGUUUUGUCUCAACCAUGUGGGAAGAUCUUUGUAGGGGACCCACACCAGCAGAUCUAUACAUUCCGUGGUGCAGUCAAUGCUCUGUUCACAGUCCCCCACACUCACGUCUUCUAUCUCACACAGGUAAGAGCGUUUUCCCUGAGUCCUCAGACGUAUGUAUAUAAGCAAGCAUUUGAUUUUCCCUCCUGGUUUCCUUAUGUGCCAGACACUGUCUCCCAACUUCAAGACCAUCCACUAUCCUGCUGUUGGUUAGGAAUGUGCAGCUACUGCCACUAUCAGUUAGUGUGGCCUGCAUCAUAUGAACCUAUAUAUGUGUUCUCCUUAGGAAACCUCUUCAUUAAAGACAGAUUUAUCAGAAGAUGGGUACACAAAGAAGGCUUCAGUGGCUUCAAGAGAUAUGUGACGGCUGCCGAGGACAAAGAACUGGAAGCAAAGAUUGCAGUAGUUGAAAAGUAUAACAUCAGGAUUCCAGAGCUAGUAGAAAGGAUAGAAAAAUGCCAUAUAGAAGAUUUGGACUUUGCAGAGUACAUUUUGGGCACUGUGCACAAAGCCAAAGGCUUGGAGUUUGACACUGUGCAUGUUUUAGAUGAUUUUGUGAAAGUGCCUUGUGCCAGGCAUAAUCUUGCCCAACUACCCCACUUCAGAGUUGAGUCAUUUUCUGAGGAUGAAUGGAAUUUACUGUAUGUUGCAGUAACUCGUGCUAAGAAGCGUCUCAUCAUGACCAAAUCACUGGAAAACAUUUUGACUUUGGCUGGGGAGUACUUCUUACAAGCCGAGCUGACAAGCAACGUAUUAAAAACAGGAGUAGUCCGCUGCUGUGUGGGGCAGUGCAACAAUGCCAUCCCUGUCGACACUGUGCUCACCAUGAAGAAACUCCCCAUCACUUACGUAUGUGGUCUCCCCAACAGCACCUGCUCUCUUUGGAACUUAAUUCAAUCGUUGGCAUUUUACUGCUUGUCAGCCAUGUAUUUAUCUAGGUUGUGGGUGAAGGAGAUAAGAAAAAUUGGUGUAGUCCUUUUUCUAGAGUUUUUUUUUUUUAAU